Messenger RNA from Salvelinus namaycush (lake trout), 1765 nucleotides. RefSeq lists its product as uncharacterized. Lineage: Eukaryota; Metazoa; Chordata; Actinopteri; Salmoniformes; Salmonidae. The record is from RefSeq and is a predicted model, not a curated record. The transcript is spliced from 6 exons. Bases 76 to 1095 code for a protein of 339 amino acids.
GAAAAUACUAGUAGUGGUCAUAUAAGGAUUUGUGGCUGUUGGCCUGAAUUAAGACAUGAAGAAAUACAGAGAACGAUGGAGAGCAAAUUCUGCAUUUUGACCGACACAGAAGACCUCAGAACCCUAAUUUCAAGUACCGAAGAUAAUCUGCAAAUUGAAAGGACAAAGACUUUGUUUGAGGAGAUCCGUGCAUCCAUCAACAACAAUGAAGAAGAGGACCGUUCCUUUUGGAGGCCUGUGCUCCCAUGGGGGGGUGUCUACACCAUCAGGGCGGGGAGGAGGGCCAUCUCAUGCACCCCUCUGUAUGUUAAGAUAAGCCUAAAGAACACCUGCACAAUUGAUGGGUUCCUCAUGAUCCUCUAUAUAAUACUGAGAGACAACCACAGCUUUCCCCGGGAGGUGGGCAUCUUUCUGGGCAGGCAGUUUGUAGAGCAUUUCCUCUACCUGAUGGACUCGUAUGACUACACCACCGUUAAGAUGCUGUGGAUCUGGGACAGGAUGUCCAAACGGCAGUACCGCUCAGUGAUCCACCAUGCAGCGUUGGAGAUCGACCUGUUUGGUAACGAACAUGAGAACUUCACCAAGAACUUAGAGACAAUGCUGUCCACUAUGCAGGAGAGCCUAUGCACCAACUGGAGCUGUCCUGCUCGCUUCCAGGAGUUCUUACAGAGAACCAUCAACAUCAAUCCUCCUCAUGAGCUGCCCCAUAGAGAUCCCAUUCAGUCAGCGGUGGAGGAGUUCUUCUGUCCCAAAAUCAUUCUCUGCAAAGAACUGGGGUGUAAUGGGUUGAGGGAGUUUUCUCAGAGGGUCUUCUGCCAUGGCCCACCUCCUUUUGUCAUUCUCAACAUGCAGCUAUGGAAGUCUGAGGAGCUGUCCUACGUUCCUUACCAUCUGGCUCUGUCCCAACACAGGUACUCACUGGAAGGCGCCACACUCUUCAACAAGGAAGAGCAUCACUACUCUGCAGCCUUCCAGAUAGACGGCUACUGGAUGCACUAUGACGGGCUGAGGAGCGACAAUCUGAUCCUGUUAAACAAGCCCCCUGAACUCCUGCUGCUCUCUUCCCUUGUCUACAUCCGCGCCUCAGACAAAUGAGGUGCACAAAGGGUCCUGACGGGACACGGAAGGAAGGAAGGAGGGAGACACUCAACAGCACUAAUAGAAAGGAAUCUUUAGAAAAUUGCUCACCUACACUUACACCUUCCUGUCUUUCUUUUUGUUGCCCUUAAUUCACAGAAAAAUAAUCCUUUACCUUACAUUUGGUUAAUCAUGGUUUUGUCUUUCAUUCCUCAGUGAGAACAUACCAUAACUUUUUGUUUAGCACAAUCAUAUUUUAAUGACAUGUCAACAACUUCCUUCUUCUGUUUUAUACUUUAAGAUUAUUUUUGAAAUGAUGUGCUCUAUUUUGCCUUACUGUUGCCUCUGAAACUGUGUGCAAAGUGAUAAGUGCGUCUUCUUUUGGGCAUGCUUGGAAUCCAAGAAUAUAUGUAUGAACUAUAGUAGUUCUGGGCAGGUAUGCAUAUUGAAGAAUGAACUCAUAGCUUUACUGCAUAAAUGUUUGUUGAAAGGUUUGCUUGCAGCGUGUUCUCUUGGGUGGGAUGGCAUUCAGAGAAGCAAAUUCAGCUAAUUCAACUUUGAUGUAGACUUGUCAACAGGGUAUAUAAGCUAGACCAGCAAAGCUUCUGUGAGAGUUGGUACAAUACUACAAUCUAUUUGUGCAUACCAGCCCUGACUUCAGAUUAAACUGGUGCUUUUUUAAAUACUA